Messenger RNA from Symbiodinium sp. CCMP2456, 1881 nucleotides. Lineage: Eukaryota; Dinophyceae; Suessiales; Symbiodiniaceae. The record is from the annotation of a GenBank genome assembly.
AUGCUGUCUUGCGGCUACGAAACCAGCGAUGAAGAGAAGACCGGCAGCGACAGCGACGGCAGCCCACAGGAAGACUCCGAGGACAAUGAAGAGCUGUCCGCCUGGGAGAAGGAGCUGGCUGUGAAGGCGCUCGACAAGCGCCUGCGAAAGCUGUCGUACUUGCGUACCAACCAUGCCAUCCACAAGUACUUCCGCCAGUAUGCAAAAGUAACAAGUGACGGCAGCAAGGCAGUCACACCGGCGCAGGUUGUCCAGAUGGCACCGGAGGUGGCACGCUACUUGGAAGUCCCAGAGGCAGCAUUCAGCCAGGUCUAUCAGAUUUGCCAGCGCUUCGACUUCGACGGAGGCGGCGCGCUGAACAAGAAGCAGUGUACAGCAAUGUUCAGGACCAUCCUCAGGCAGAAAAGAAAGGAGUGGGGUGGCACGAAGCUGGCCGGCGACGUGCCCUAUAGGGGGUUGCGCGAAGCCGGCUACACGGUUGACCGGGAGCUUGGCCGCGGUGGCCAAGGCGUCAUGUACCUCUGUACGUUUGGGGAUUCGGAGCGGUAUUGCGUCAAGUUUUACAGCAAGGAGGACGGUGACCAGGAUGAGCUGGAGACAAUCAUGACUGAGUAUGCCUUGAUGACAGAAUUGAGUCACCCGAACAUCGCGAAGACGUACGAGGUCUUCCAGGACAGCAAAUUCUUUUAUCUGGUGAACGAGCCCUACUUCGGGGGAGACUUGACGAAGGUUGCAAAACGGGCUCACGAUCAGUCUGUUUGGAUGGGUGAGAACUGGUUCAGAGGCAUCUUUCGGCAGUGCCUCGAAGGCCUGCAGUUUCUUCACAGCCAAGCAGUCAUGCAUUGCGACAUUAAGGAGGAGAACAUCAUGGUGGUGGCAUCUGAUCUAGAGUAUCCCCGCAUCGUGCUGAUUGACUUCGGCCUUGCGAUUGCAUUCUCCUCGGCGCCCGACGGCUGUGCUGGGACACCAGGAUAUAUACCCCCAGAGACGUGGACGACCUCGUGGUGGUAUCCUCGUGGGGACAUCUUCAGCUUGGGCAUUACCAUUUUCCAGAUGAUGAUUGGGCAGGUCCCAAACGACGACGUUCUAGGUGUCUUGCAAACCGAAGGUGAGCGAGAGGAGGACAAGGCCGCCGGACUGGCGCUGCAGCUGCCUUGGAAACGCUUCCCAUCAAGCAUGCGAGAGCUGGAGGAGCUUGUGGCUGGCAUGGUUCACAGGGACAUGACGUGCAGACCAAGCGCAACAGCUGCGUUGAACCACGCUUGGUUUACAACGUCAGACAGUGAUGAGGGCCUUCCAGCUGAGACGAUAUCAGCUCUUGUAGGAAGCUCUGCAGCAGAAUGCUUGCGUGAGCAGGUUGUGUAUGAACUGGCCUUCAAGAACAACUUGAAGGAGCUUCGCAGCCUGUACGCGGAACUCCAGGAGAUGGACGGCAACAACCGGGGCAAAGUACCCAAGGAGGUUGCACUUCCACUCUUCGCGAGACAUAAUGUGAGGGCAGGCAGGGCGCACGCGUAUGCGGAGCACGCGGCAGAUGCCAACGAUGAGGUUGAGUACCUGUCCGUGGCCAAAGAGAUCCUCAAGAUAAAAGAGCGCUACACUGUGCAGUUUCUUCAGGACUUGUUCCAGGAGUUGGACACAGACAGCCAAGGGCGUCUUUCGACAGGUCAGGUUCGGCAGUUGUUGAGCAGCAGCGCAGUCGAGUGUGAUGGAGACGACAUGGAAGAAAUAUUUGACGAAGUGCCGUUUGACGGCGAAGGCUUCGUUUCGUUCCGCACAUUCAGAGACACGAUGCUUGCGGAUGGCCGAAUUGCUCGACGGUCACGUGUGGAGCAGUACAUUUGCGCGCCUGAGUGCCCAAUGCUUUGUGCCACAAUGUGA